Molecule: messenger RNA, 1147 nt
Organism: Rhodamnia argentea
Lineage: Eukaryota; Viridiplantae; Streptophyta; Magnoliopsida; Myrtales; Myrtaceae
Exons: 2
Coding region: 271-852 (193 amino acids)
Source: RefSeq, a predicted model, not a curated record
ACAAGCCUCUCCUCGAACUCGUCCGCCAUUCUCUUACCCCUGCAAAACCUUUUGCCCUCUGUUUUCUCCAUCGUUUACGGUUUGAUCACCCUGGUUAUGAUAGCAGCCGGCCACCGGGAACCUGAGAGCCCAAGCCACUCUCCAGCUCUCGGUUUCCCUCGCCCCCGCUUCUUCCGUUACCGCCGUUUGCGGUAGCCGGUGGUAACCCCCGGACAAAUCCCGAAAGCCUGCUCCACCAAUCCCCUGCUUCUCUAUUUACAUAACUCAGCCAUGCCCACUUCUAAGUCUCACCGGACGGCGACGGAGGACAGGGGCCGGAGGGGAAAGUUGCCGAAGAAGGCGUCCUCGUUCCACGGCCGCGUUCCGCCGGCGAUCGCGGCGGCGAAGGAGUUGGCCCGACCGAUGACGGCGCCGGAGCUUCUGCCGCCUGCAUCGCUGCCGGAGCCGAGGCCGCGCUUGACAAAGCUGCUGUUGAACGUGACGGUGCUCGGCAGCGUCGGGGCUGUGCAGGUGGUGAUGACGCCGGAGUCGACGGUCGGAGAUCUGGUGGCCGCCGUCGUGAGGCAGUACGCGAAGGAAGGGCGGCGUCCCGCCCUGGCGUCGGACGAUCCGCCGCCCUUCGACCUCCACUAUUCGCAAUUCAGCUUAGAAAGUUUGGAUAGGGAGGAGAAGCUGAUGGCAUUAGGAUCGAGGAACUUCUUUGUCUGUCCCAAGAAGGCCAUCGCUGGCGGUCCGGCCGACAGCUACGGCGGUUGCUCGGCGGCGGCGACUUCGUCGUGCUCUUGCGAAGCUCAGAAAGCCGCAAAGACCGGAUUCAAUUGGUUGAAGUUCAUUGAUUUCUUGCUACAGUAGUUGGCUGCUUCAUCGUCCAGACCAUCUCCGAUCACCUUCGCCAUAGGCGCAGAGAUAAUCGCGAUCAUUUAGUAGAAUAUCCUCCAUAGAAAGUAUGAGCGCCGCGAUUCGAAUCCAACCUGAUCGCGAUUUUUGUGUAGAUUUCAAAUUUUUUUUUUGGGGGAUUUGUACAGAGUUUCCCUGUUCUUGGGCCAAUGUAUGUAGAGCUUCUUCUGUCAUGUGAAAUUUAAUGCGGUGUUGUUGCAAUGAAGAGCUUUGUCGUCUUAUUAAUUCAUCCUUUAAGACAAAUUCCUCC